This is a messenger RNA of Oncorhynchus masou masou (cherry salmon), 4210 nucleotides long. RefSeq names its product trafficking kinesin-binding protein 1-like. Gene Ontology annotation, biological process: anterograde axonal transport of mitochondrion; neurogenesis; mitochondrion distribution. Gene Ontology annotation, molecular function: myosin binding; GABA receptor binding. The record is from RefSeq and is a predicted model, not a curated record. NCBI's taxonomy places the organism in Eukaryota, Metazoa, Chordata, Actinopteri, Salmoniformes, Salmonidae. Gene Ontology annotation, cellular component: cytoplasmic vesicle; dendrite; mitochondrion.
GCUCCUCUUCGCCCUGCCCUUUCCUGGAGAAGCGGAACAUGUAAAUCGGGGUGAGAGGACACGGAGCAGGGGGCAGAGGAGCCAUGAAUGUGUGUAACAGUACUGAUCUUCCAGAGGUGGAGAUCAUCAGUCUGCUGGAGGAGCAGCUGCCCCACUACAAGCUGAGAGCAGACACCAUCUACGGGUAUGACCACGACGACUGGCUCCACACCCCUCUCCUCUCCCCCGACACCAACCUGGACCUCACCGUCGAGCAGAUUGAGGAGACUCUGAAGUAUUUCCUUCUAUGUGCUGAAAGAGUGGGCCAGAUGACUAAGACGUACAGUGACAUAGAUGCUGUUACUCGUCUGCUUGAAGAGAAAGAACGGGACUUGGAGCUCGCCGCCCGCAUCGGCCAGUCUCUGCUGAAGAAGAACAAAACCCUCAGUGAGAGAAAUGAAUUCCUGGAGGAGCAAGUGGAGCACAUUCGAGAGGAGGUUUCUCAGCUGCGCCAUGAUCUGUCUAUGAAAGAUGAGCUUCUCCAGUUCUACACUAGUGCAGCAGAGGAGAGUGAAGGAGAUUCGUCCACCUGUACCCCCAUCCGCCACAAUGACUCCACACUGUCGGUGCCAAGAUACUUCCCCCUGGACUCACUGCAGAAGAAACUCAGAGACCUGGAGGCAGAGAACAUCUCUCUCAGAUCAGAGGCCAGUCACCUGGAGACGGAGACAGAGGAGUACGAGGAGAAGGAGCAGCAGCUGGUCAACGAUGUCGUCAAAGAGCUGAGAGAUGCCAACCACCAGAUGUCCACCCUGGCGGAGGAGCUGGCGAGGAAGACGGACGACGGGUCUCGCCAGCAGGAGGAGAUCACACACCUCCUGUCCCAGAUCGUAGACCUGCAGAAGAAGUCCAAGUCUUAUGCAGUGGAAAACCAAGAGCUCACCCAGCAUCUAGGGGCUGCCAAAGAUGCCCAGCGCCAGCUCACUGCUGAGCUAAGGGAGUUGGAGGAUAAGUAUGCAGAGUGUAUGGAGAUGCUCCAUGAGGCCCAGAGUAAUAAAUCACUACCUCUCAGUACACCCCGACGCUUCCACUCCCUGGGCCUGUUCCCUAUGGACUCUCUAGCUGCUGAGAUUGAGGGCACCAUGAGGAAGGGGCUGGCUAUGGAUGACCCGGAAGUGGAAGAGCAGAAGUUGCACCCCAAGCGUGUGUUUGAGACUGUGAAAAACGUUAACCUGAUGCGUCAGCGCUCCUCUCUGGCCCCGUCUCCCAUGAACAUCCCCGGCUCCAACCGGUCGUCCUGUCUGAACUCUGGCCGCUCCAGCUGCCUGUCCACGCCCCGCUCCAGCCUGUACGGAGGAGAUAUGGGCAGCAUCCUCAUAGACAACCACACCAACAGCUUCAUACUGGAGACGCCUGACCACAGUACGGACGACUCCAACAAGAAACCAGGGACCCCUGGAACGCCGGGCUCUCAGGAUCUGGAAACAGCCCUGCGACGUCUCUCCCUGCGGCGGGACAACUACCUGAGCGAGCGGCGGUUCUUCGAGGAGGAGAGGGAUCGGAAGCUCCAGGGGCUGGUGGAGAAGGGAGAGGUGGACAACGGCAGCAUGACCCCCACAGAGAGCAUCAUGUCCCUGGGAGGAACCCACCCCUCUUCCAUCUGGUCUGGGUACUCCUUCAGCUCCCGCUCCUACCUGCCGGACAAGCUACAGAUCGUCAAGCCACUGGAAGGCUCGGCCACCCUGCACCAGUGGCAGCAGCUGGCCCAGCCCAACCUGGGUGGGAUCCUGGACACGCGGCCUGGUGUGGUCACGAAGGGCUUCCGUCCUCUGGAACUAGACCUGGAGCACAUGUACCUGUUCACUGACUUUGAGGAGGAGGAUACAGCCCACUUCCCUGGUAAAUGCAUGUCCAACACCAGCUCCACCUAUACCUUCACCACCUGUCGGAUCAUGCACCCCUCAGACGAGCUGACUAGAGUCACCCCCAGCCUUAUGUCGGGCCCUACUGCCUCCUGCGUUAUGACCAGCAGCAGCAGCGUCAGAUCUACCCCCUGCUCAACCCCUUGCACCCCGCGCCGCCUCAGCCUGGCAGCCGAGUCCUUCACCAACCUGAGAGACUCCACCAAGACCAUGAGCACUAGUGGAGGUCUGGUGCGGCUCCUCCAGGAGCGAGGCAUCUCUGCAGCAGUCUACAACCCUCAGAGCUGGGACCGGGCAGACUGUUGCACCUCCACCCCCACUGGGGGUACCAUCGCUUCUACCGCCGCGGCCCCCGACACCCUACCCUCCACGCCGCCCAACUCCCCAACCCACCGCUCUCUCUGUGCCAAACCCAGCAGCCCCGUGGGCUUCGAACUCAGUCCCAGCGCCCCGCCCUAUGACAACUUCCUGGCGUCAAAGCCGGCCAGCUCCAUCCUGAAGGAGGUGAGGGCAGAGGCCCAGAGCAGUGAGUCAGCAGACAGCGAGUGUCAGACUGACGUCAGCGUCCACAAUCUGAAACUGGUGGACAAGCUGAAGCGCUUCAGCGUGGCUGGGGCCGGCCCCUCUUUAUCAGGGGCCACGGGGCCCACUAUGCUGGGGCCCCUCAGCGGCCUCCACCGCCCUUCCCACUUCUGCCCUUCUGUGGUGACCAGUCCCAUAGGGGGCCUCGGCCCCGCUCUGAACGCAGGCAUCCGCCGUAACCGCAGCUACCCGGCCAUGGUAGGGGCCGGCAUGGCUAUGAAGGGCCCGGGGCCCCAAAGCCCCACAGACAUGCUCCUGGCUUCUUCCUCCAAGCUCCCCAGACAGACUAGUCUCAAUGAUGGAUCGGUAGGCUGAAGCAGAUGUACUGUAGCACCUGUUAUCUGUUUAGGAAACGGAGCGCUUCCAAGCCCAGGUAAACUCAUAUUAAACAUCUAUUCAUUUUAUUCCCACGUCUAAACGUGUACAUGUAGAGAUAAAGCACUGUUUCUUCCUGUUAAGUAGCUAAUGAGUGGCAAGCAGUACCAACAAACGCACCUUAAGUGGUAUUUAAGGGUGUUCAGUGACAUCAUAACAAUAUGCACAUAACUAAGACCUUUAUUGAGGAAAUGAAAUGUUGGAGGUACAGUAUUCAUACUACUAGCUAGCACAAUACUGGGCAACAACACAUGUUAUUCACCUCAAAGUUGAUCCAAAUAAAGAGUGGGAAGGAGCCACACUUGAAGCUAAGAGGGAUGCAUGGAUGUUUGCCGUGAAUGAAUAGGCUAUGGUUUGAACUUGGAUACAUUGUAACAGACCAACAUGAUUUAUAGACAUUUGUGUGCAGUGUGAGUAUGUGAGCAUGUGUGUGUGUAUAAAGUUGUUGAAAGAUUUACCUAUAGGCUUAGAUAGUCUAAGAAAGGCUUGAGUCAUUUGGUUAAGGUGAUAAUCAGAUAUACAGGUCAUUUCAACCAGAGCCCACUAACUGCUGUCUCCCAAUACAAAAGGUGUGUAGAAGAGUUCUCUGGGAGGGACGCGGUUGACUUUUAUGAGAGAAACAUUAUACAAGUUAGAUUUUUCUUCUGACUUUCAUCUUUCUGGUAACAAGCUUUGGUGACUGAACUGUUAGCUUUAAACUAAAGCCACUGUACUGUAAAUGAAGUUGUGGAACGGAGAGAUGGGGAGAAUACGUCCUAGUGCCUCAUACUUUACAUAGUUCCGUUGUUGGACUGACUGAUCUGUCUGGUUCCUCCCUGGUAUGAGCAGACAACUGCUUUGUGUUCUGAGGUUAUCCUCCUCGUACGAGUUUUAACUUGAACUGCAGAGAAGAUGAGCUCUCAAAUGUCAAAUUACAUCUUGGAUAGAUGCAGUAUAUGUGUUGAAAUAAAGAAGAAACGCAUAUUAUUUAUCAUUAACUUCUGACAAAAGUAGAGAUUCGACCUUGCUGACAUUGUGUGUAACUUGAAUAGCCUUUGAAUGUAUUGAUUAACAGCAGAAAAUAUUAUGUCCAUAUGUGUUUGUUGAUUUAAAUGAUGGUUUUACUGCAUUUCAACCACAAAGGGAAUUAUUAUUAUACUACUUGUACAUUGUAAAUGGUAUGUAUGCAAUGAAUUUAGCCAUGUUAACUAUUUUUUAAUAAACUAGAAUAUAUAUAUAUAUAAGGAACAAAAAUGUUGUUCAGGCCAUGAAGUGGUCAGAACACUGGUUUAAAAACAAGGGUUUUGUGUUCCGGAAUUUCAAGAGCACCAAUUUGCAAAAAAAGGCUAUUAUCAAUAAAACAAUUGAUAUGA